UAGAUGGUAAGAGAGCAAUGACCCACGUCAAAUUGAUUGGGAGUUGACAAUGCCUGAGAAACGAUUUAGCCUUCUUCAGAGUAUCACAAGAUCCUGAUAGUAUCUCAACCAAAACAAUUUUUAUUACCAUACCUGAUGUUGAUACAAGUUGUUUACCUAGAAGAGAGCCCCAACAAGUUAGCUCUUGGAGUUGUGAUGCGAAAACGGGUAAGGCAUAAAUGGUUAAUACAAACGGCCAUACUAUGAUCAUAUAGAAUGUCUUGUUACUCUAAAUUUUACAAGGCUAUUAUAAUGAUCAUUCUUUUCAUUUCAUGUAAAUUUGUAUUAUGACCGAAGUGAUGUUACCCCAAGCCAUAAAUUGCAGCAAGGAAAGGUUGUUUGAAUUAAUGUGCACUUAUGUAAAAUGUCAUGUAGCUGCCAUGAAGAACUAGUAAAAGUGGAUCAAUCAGUGUGUUUGCUGUCGACAAGGAUAAUAAUUGUGAUAAUGGGGAUGGUUCAUGAAGAUUGACAUAUACAAAUUGAAGUGAUAGAAAGUACAGAGCUACAAGACAUUUCUUUGUUUAGUGUAGCAUAGUGGUUAGGAGUGAUUUGGUAGGAUUUCACAGUGGUAGGGAUAUUGACAAAAGUCGUUAUGUGUUGGUGCUUCCACGCAUAUAUUGCCUGCCUGUUUCUUUUGUUUGUAUAUGAGAUUUCUAUAGCAGAUUGCAUGCUUUGUAUUUUUUCUGCCAUUUUAAUUAACAAUUAUAUAUCAGAAAAAACUGGCUGACACAUUCCAUCGACUUAAUUUGGACAUUGCUGGUUCUCAGUCAAUGAUUCAUCGCCUUUGGUGUCACUGUGAUAAGCUAGUUUACAAUGUAAGAGUGAAACUGCCAAAUUGGGAAUUUAUCUCAGAAUCUUCCUAUAUAAAAAAAAGUUAUUUGUUUAUUUAUUUUUCCUCCAUCAUGGUACUUUUUUUUAUACAAUAAACCUGCUUUUUAUUCAAUAAUCAAACCAUCCUUCUCUAAUAGAUAUAGGAGAAAAAUAGGAGGCCUAAGAGCCCAAGUUUCAGUAGUAUCCCAAUUACAAGUGGAGUGGGCCAUUACGUGGGCUGGUUCAUUACCCGUUCUCUUCGUGAAGUUCCAACAAACCUAGCCCAUAGAACUCGCCCGGUUCUUCAGCUCUCAGGCAACCAAACCCACCUCUAACCUCGAGUGUACCCCCCCCCCCCCCCCUUCAGUUUCUGAAUGGCUGUUUGACAGUCACUCCCCAUUAUGCUGGUGAGAAGCCAUACAUUUUCCACCAUCUGCAACCCAAAUUCAAUCGCCCGGAGUUUCAGAGAUCUCCGGUUGCCAUUGGUUUCGCUCCCUUCUUACCGCCGCCAGCAAAAAUUUCUCGGUCUCGUCGCGAACUACAAGCCCCAGCCCCGUGCCUCCCCCACCCCCCAGCACCGCUCCAUCAGCAUUCAACUUCACCCAUCCCUUCGGCGGCUUCUCCCAGGUACAACUCCCAACCGAUUCCGCUUCUUGUUCCUUCGUGUGGAGUGAUUUGUAUUCCGCCAAGUAAUCCAAAGCCUUCCCCAUAAUCUCCCACUCUUCCGCCUUGUGUUGUUAAACAUCUGAUUGUUCCUUUCGUUCCAGAUCGACCAUAGAAUCAAACCCAAUUUUUCCAGCGUUUCAUUGUCAACCUUAUCCAUUACCUCGCAAAGCCAGCUUCCCGAUGACAGGUUAGGCUCCAUCUCGAAUAUAUCUCCGAAAGAUGUAGGCCUCCAAAUAUGGGUUGCCCAUUGACACUCUCUAAAAAUAUGGUUCUGGCUUUCUUCAAGAUCGCAAAACGGAAAUUCCGUUGCAUCCAUCCACACUCUCGUCUGGCUUUCCACACUCUCGUCUGUGUUGUAUCCAUCCACCUUCUCGCUAAUCGGUAUGGGAGCACUUGUCUUGAAUCUUUUCUUUGCUAUCAAGGUAUAAGAUGAUUUCAGAGUGUAGUCACCCUUCUUUUCAGCACUCCAUACCAAGUCGUCCUUCGCUGGCUGCCUGGGAAUAGGAAUUGCUGCAAUCCGCACUUUAUCCUCUAGAUUGAAGCUGGUUUGGAGCAUAUUCCACCUUUAAACCCUCUGCUCAUGGUCGAUUAAAUCCAUUACCCUAGUUAACCCCCUGCUUGAGGUUUUGGGGAAGUAACUCGAUAGUCAUUGUCUUCAGCCCCUGCGACCCAUCUGUCUGACCAUAUAUUAAUCUCGGAGCCAUUUCCUACUCUCCAUCAAAUCCCAUCCUUGACCAUUUGUUGUGCAGCCAUGAUACUUCGCCAAGUGUAACUAGGAUUGUUCCCUAGUUUAGCUUGUAGGACAUCAGCGUUAGGAAAGUACUUAGCUUUCAACAACCUAGCUUCUAAGGAUUUUGGAUUGUUCAAUAGGUUCCAUAAUUGCUUCCCUAGCAGGGUAAUGUUGAAAGUGAAUUAACUUUCGAAAGCCCAUGCCCCUUCCUCCUUUGGUUGACAUAGAUUAUGCAUGUCCUCUAGGGAAUCCUUCUUUCUUCUUUUUGUUGACCCCACCAAAAGCUAGAAAUGGCCUUUCUCAAUUCUUCUAUCACGUUGUCUGCUAUCAGAAAAAGUGACAUGGAAAAUGUUGCCUGGGAUUGAGCUACUGAUUUUAUAAGAACUUCCUUUGUUGUUAUAUAUAGAUAGAGUUUGAAUUCCUCCGAUCGAUGACCAUUAACUAGGAUUUGAUAGGAAACUGUAGAUAUACAGUGCAUGAUGAUCUUCACCCAUCUUUCAGCAAAGCCUAAUCAUACCAUCAUAGCUUCUAGGAAAUCCCACUCCACCCUAUCAUAAGCCUUGGAGAUAUCCAAUUUAGCAGCCAUAAAACCUUUCUUUGCUUGGGUCUUUUGCUUCAUAGGGUGAAAACACUUGAAAGCCACUAGAAUAUUAUUUGUAAUAUACCUUCCUGGGGCGAAUGCACUAUGUUGUUCCCCAGUGACUGAGUUGAGCACUCAUUUAAGUCUAUUUGCUAGUACUUUAGAUAGGAUCUUAUAGAGUACAUUGCAAAGACUUAUGGGUCUGAAUUCCAGGGGAGUGGCAGGUUUAUUGUUCUUUGGUAUAAGCGUUAUAAGGGUCUUGUUCAGCUGCAUAGGAAACUCCCCGAGCUCUAGGUACGCACGUAAUUCACUCAGGACAAUAGUCCCAAGAGCAUUCCAGUGUUUCUGAAAGAACCUAGCUGACAUCCCAUCUGGUCCUGGAGCCUUGUUGGGUCCCAUCUUCUUCAAAGCCAUCAUUAUUUCUUCCUCUGUAAAGGGUUCCGGAAGGGAUUGAUUCACUUAUGUUGUUACUCUGGGAGUAACCAAAUGUAGAAUCUUGAUCCCCUCCCUUCUUCUUCCCUUUGCGAAUAAACCUUUCAUGUAGCUAACCAAACAGUUGGUCACCUCUUGCUGGCCUAUAAAUAUUUGGCCAGUUUCAUCUUGUAAUCUCCUAAUUGUAUUCCUCCUCCUUCUUUUUGAGACUUUCCUAUGGAAGUACCCCGUAUUUAGAUCCCCUUCCUUCAACCAAUCUGCUCUAGAUCUCUGCUUCCAUUUCAAUUCCUCUUGGAGAAUUAUAUCAUUAAGUUCCUACUCAAGUAUUCUCCUGUACUGCAGCAUUACUUUUGUUCUUUUCCUUUUGCAGGGCCUGCAGGGCCUUUUCUGCUCUCUUCCUCCUUUGUUUCAGCAAACCAAAUGCUUCCUUACUCCAGGAUAAAAGUUUAUCCUCACAGUUUUUGAUUCGUGCCAUGGAACCUACUUCCCCUUGCUGGUCCCAAGCUUCUUCAACGAUUUUGGCACAAUCUCCGUGCCUCUCCCAGCAGGGCUCAUACCGAAAAGAGCAUCCCAGGUAAUUUCCUCUUCUUUCAUAUUCAGUUUCAUUUGUAUAGGUAUAUGGUAUGAUCCACACCUCUCUAGAUGGUAUACACGCAUGUUAGGAUAGCACUCCUGCCACUCUUGAUUUCCCACUACUCUAUCCAGUCUUUCCUCAGCAUAAUCUUGGCCUGCUCGAUUAUUUUACCAACUGAAAGUCCUGUCAUAGUAGCCACAAUCUUCCAAAUUGCAAUGAUCCAAAGUGUCUUGAAACAUUUCCAUCUCUCUUGCAUCUGGUUCACGAUUUCCACUUUUUUUCUAAAUAGUCUGUAAUGAGGUUGAAAUCCCCCAUUAUCAGCCAGAGUAGCUGGACUUGCUGGUGUAACCUCUCAAGUAAUUCACAAGUUCUCCUUUUAUUGAAUGCUUCAGGCCAUCCAUAUACUCCUGUGAACCUCCAUUCUGUUAUGUUGUAGGCAUUUUGAUCUUAGCAUCAUUAAGAUGGAGGUAUCGACCCUUGACCUCAAAAGAUACAUCUUCUUUCCACAUCAACAGAAGCCCUCCCGCCUGUUUCCCCUAGCCGCCACUCCUUUUCCAUCAAAAUACCCAAACUCUUUAAUUUUCCUUUUCCAUUUGUCAUCAUAUUGCUUUGUCUCCGUGAACACAUCGAGAUUUGUUUGACGUAAUAAUGUCUUAACUUUUUCAACUGCCGGGGUAUUCCCGAGACCUCGGCAGUUGUAGCUCAAAAGACUCAUUGAGUUGGGUAGCUCUGCUCCCUGGCAGAGUCUGCCACUUCACCAUCCUUUUUGUUUUUGGUGAUAUCUGCUUGUGCAUCCUCAUCUGGUGUUCAGAAACUCAAAAUUUUGGCUUUCUUUGCUUGCAUGUCCUUGCCAUUACCCUGAGUUCCAUCUUCCCCGCCAUUUUGUGCAGUUCUUUUCUGUGGCGUCACUUGGGGAGGAUCAGAUACAGGUACACGCUGUUUGGUCUGUUCCUUCCUUCGCCAGACAUUGUUCUUUUGCUUUCGUCCUGUUUCAUUGAAAUAUGCUCCAAUCACGAAUUGAUUUAGUGCUCCUCCAAUCCCGAGAUGUCCCAAAGGUGGAUUUGGAUAAGGCAGUUUGCUUCUUAUUUCUUUCACUUGUGGUGUGUCUCCCUUCUUUUAUCUAUUUCAAACAGGUUUGUUUCUAUGUUAUUUCUCCAAUCAUCCUCCUUUUCACUAUCAAUCUUGCGUGAAAUAUGUUCUUUUUUUGCCACUUCCUCCGCUAGUGGUAUUUCAUAAUUAGAAUUUGAUCAUGUGCUCUCCCAAUCAAAUUUCUUUCUCAGUGAUGCCCAUAUUUCUCCAUCCUCUUUUUUCAGUGAGUGAGACAACCAGUUCCUGGGUCCUGGCGCCCCAGCUCUCAAUUCCAUUCCAAAUGGAUUCGGCUCCACUCUAGAGGGUUUAGGGUUGCGCAGCUUUGGAUGGCCAAUUCGACCAUAAGAGUAGCAAAAAAUAGGUAGCUUCUCGUACUUGACCAUGUAUUCCACCAACUUCCCUUUUAUAUUGAGCUUGAUCUUCUUCUUCAGAGAGUUAUGAAUAGAUAAGCUCACCCUUAGACGCAUAUAGGAGUCCCACAUUGACCUAGGACUGUCAUCAAACCAGACUAGAGAUCCAAACCUAUUAGCAAUUUUCUCCGCCAUUAUCUUUGUUCUGAGCUCCACCGAGAAUUCUUUGACAUGAAUCCACAUAUCUAGCAUAUGUAGUGCUUCAGGGACUGGUUUUUUAAUCAACAAGCUUGCCAUGAACACCAUAGCAUUGCUUUCAUAAUGCCAAGGGCCUCUGAAACAAACCCUAUCUCGAUCAUCCACGUCCAGAAACUGAAACGCAAAGAACAUGUGAUAAACCCAGUAUUCAACCGACAUCAUGCAACCGUCACAAACCAUUUUUAGGUGAUCAUAAGGAGAAAAAUGAUAAAAUCAUCUAAAUGUGUAAGUUAAUGGUGUUGGUAUCUACUAUUGGUUAAAACAUUGGGUUUGGGCGCUCUUCCCUCCAAAACAACCCAUCAAACCAAAUUACACCCAUAUAAUGGUUUCUUAAAGCUAAACCCACGUGGAUGGCAAUUUCUAUUUGCUUCCCUCCAACCAAAUGAUGGAUUAACACAUCAUCACCUGCCAUUUUCCAUGUGUACGAAUUAUUACGAGUAAUUAGUUGAUGGAUGGUAAUGGAACCUUGUACUAUUCCUCACUCAAUGCACCAAUCAUCAAACUUAUCCAACCCUUUUAACUUGGAUAAGAGUUGGAGAAAGAUGGAUGAGUCAACACCAACGUGGCCUUAGGAAAAAAUGAGGCGGGAAUUCUACCACCUACCAUUUACCACACACAUGAAUUAAAAGGGUCAAAACAUUUCCCUCACUCCACGUUGAGCUCAUGGGUUGCUAGUGUUAGGUUGAGAAACUUCUAAAUCAGACACAAAUAGGCCUUAUCCAUCCCUCCAAAUUACACCUGUAGAUAAGGAGGAUAAAUAAGUAUGGUAAUAGCUAAAAUAACCCUCUACCUGUCUCCAUUUACAUGGACAUGAGGAGCAAGCCAGCAAUCUUAAAUGGGGUGAAUGACAACCUUUGCCCACAAAUAAAGACUCCAACGUCACUUUGAUUACACGUGGGUAUAGGCUAACCUAGUCAUAAGCCUAGUCCCCUCUAAUUAACCCCCCACUCGACAGCUUUGUCCAUUACAUGCACGUAGUAGCAAGAGGCUGUAUGUGUUCCAUCAACCAAUUAUAUCACCAAAUUGGUUAUGUUACUUUCCUUUUGUAAUUACACAUGAAGAAAUGGAAAGAAUACACCAUCACAUACAUGAUAAGCUUACAUAAAUGCUUGAGGUGGUAACUCCAGCAACUUACCCCACUUUGUUGGUUUGGCUAACACGUAGCAAAGGUGGGAUGAUAGAAAUUAGUGUUCUCAAGCCAACCAUUGCACAUUAGGUUGGUUGAGAGAUACAAUUAAUGUUAUUUUAUUCUUAGCAUGUCAUCCAUGCCAGAAGCAGGAGACGCCUAUAAAUAGGACGCUCAUUUAUGCUUUCUCGGCAGUUCAUAGGGAAUUGAACUUCUGAAUCUCUCUCUAGAUCUGGCUUACUAUGCCGCUCCCGGUUACUCUCCUCUAAAAUACCGACUUGAGCUCCUCGAACCUUGGCAUCAACAACAUGUCUCCCAGAACAGUUACCCGGAUUCCAUGCUUUUGCUAAGGCAAUUUUGAGUGACUUUAUAUUUGGUUGUUUUUCAACUACUAGACGCUCUAUCAAGCCCAGCCGGUGUACUGCCUACAUACGAAACACAUCAACAUCCCCAUCAUCCACCUCCAGAGGGGUAUCGUCCUCAUCUUCCAACGUCAUGUGAUCGAGUUGAACUUUCAGACCCGCAGUACUUUGGAGCUCUGUUGGCUCCAUAGCAGGCUCCUCUAUCUCCAUGAUUGUUGGUGCCUGCUUUCUCAUUUAUCAGAUGCUUGUGAAAUUGCGAUUCAAUUCGGUCAGACACUUAGGUUGUCAGCAGGAAAAGAGUCAUGUCAAGCUGAAAACCUAAACGCGGCUUCACCGAUGGUCUAGAAAACCUUAAGGUUUAAGGCUUUAUAGACUACGCAAUAUCAAUUGAGACCUCGUCCUUAGCAGGAAAGGAUUCCUUACUCACACGUGAUACGUCGUCCACACUGAGAUCAUACGCCGCCUAAAAAACACCACUUAGAAAACCUUACUUUCAUUUCUGUUUCCUGUUUUUUAGAAAACAGAUGUUGAAAACAUGUGAAAACAACAUUUUGUUGUUUCCAAAAAUAGCAGGAAGUUGCCACUUUCUGUUUUCAUAGUUGGAAACGAAUAAAAAAUAGAAUGAAAAGUAAACAAGUUUUCUCGUUUCGAUUGCCAAAUUUAUGACAUGAAAACAGAAAACAGGAAACGAAAAUGAAAGUGAACAGACGCUAGGGGUUUCGCCGCUCAACCGGCUCUCGCUUGACGAGAGAAUUUCCCAUCAUGGUACUAAUGUGGGCUUAUCCUGUGAAAAUAAUGCUGCUGGGCUUAUGGGCCCAAACGUCGGACGAAUAAUGAUUAGGCGCGCGCAAAAUCCAAUUUUUAAAGCUCUCUAUUUUCUACAAGUUUCUAUUUCUGGUUUUCGCACUCUAGAAAACCUCUCGACUUCCUUUUCCGGUUUCCGUCUCGCCGCAGUCGUUUCCACUUCCCAACACUCUUUACCUUCAGCCGAAUAUCGUUUACUUCCCGUCGGAAGAAUAUGUAACCUAUAGAUCGGAGAACUCGAUCUGUAAUCAUCGCCAUGGAAGCAGAAUCUCCGGAGUUGGUACUCACAAUCUCAGAGUUGGUUAGCCGUGGCCGAGCCUUCACCGCCGCGUCGUCUCUAGGGUCCUUUCCCGCCGGCGCUUCGGUCAGUCAUUCGUCUUCGGUAGGUAAAUUGGAUGACGAAAAUCCACGUCCUAAGCCGCCGCCGCCGCCGCCGCCGCCGAGGAAGCCAUUCCCGAAUCCAACCGGUACAAACCCUAGCCCUAGAGUCCUUGAACCUCUGAACCGUGCCGCGAUUUUGAUAGGGACCAUAACUCUUCCUCCCGAGAGUUUACAUUGUCCGCACAGGAGUUGCUUUCAGUUCUCUGAUGAUUCCUCUGCUAGCGUUUGCUGUGACGUUCUUGACUUUCGGGUACAGUUAGUCGGAAGGAGAAUUCGCGUCCUCGCUUGGAAUUUUCUCCCUCUUAGGCAUGGAAACGGUGGAUUUUUGGAGAUUGUCAGGUGGGAUUUCCUGGAAUCCGGCUGUGUCCUCUCCCGAUGUACAAAUGUAGAUCCGAUUCCGCUUAUUUCUUCUUUGCCUUCUGCUGCUCCUCCUCCUCCUCCUCCCCCUCAAGAAGGGAAAUCGAAGGCUUGUUAUAGUAUCCAUGGCCCAGUAGAAUCAGUAAGCCCUGUUUCUGAUGUUCCUUGCUCAACCGGGACACUGAAGGCGCAGAAGCUCCGUGGCUUUAUUGCUCGGAUUAUGGUUUGUCUGUGUCAGUUAUGUAGUGGUAAAGAAGGCACUAAAGUUCUGCAAAAUGUAGCUAAGAAAGAAGAUCAUCGCUUUACAGAAGCCAAGUUUGUAUAUUUUGUUGGUGCUUCUUCUUGUUGGCAUCCGGUGAUCAUGAAGCUUGUAGGGAGUGUUAUCAUGUUAUCAGGGCUGAAGAAGAAGUUGGUUUUCAUUGGCGAAAAGGAGUCUCAAUUGAUGUUUGUGACCACUGAAAACUCCACUCUGCAAUUGCCAAAGUUGUAUAGGAAAUGCUUAUUGUUUCCGGAAACCUCUAUCAAGGGUAGAGGGGAACGUGGUGUUUACUCCGGCAUUAUCAGAGGAAUCUAUAUGCAAGGGAUGGUUAUGGAGCUGGAUAAAGAAGUUUGGCUCUUGCUGACCGAUCAUUUCCUUACCUUGCCUCACAGCCUUAGAGUUGGCGCAGUUAUUUCCGUGAAGAAUGCUCACUUUGUAAAUCCAAAAUUUCAUUGGACCAAAAUGCUGAUACUUGGAACAUGCAUCAAAUCUAACAUAUCUGUGGAGUCAUUCUCGCCCUUGGAUACCAGAUGCCUUAUGGUAUCCCAAUCACAGAGCCAGCUGGGAAUUUUCAUCGAGGCCUUGAGAUUUUCUGUCAAGCUAUGGGCACUUGUCACUGUUGCUUGUUUCCAGAAAAAGUUUGCUGGAACUUUAUCCGAGAAGGAGAUAGUGGGAUCCAAAAAUAGGAAAGGACUGGUGCAGAUGUUUAUCAGCAGACAACUAUCGCCUUUAGGGGUUCGAGCUCUGCAUGGAGUGUUUUCUGAGUUAUGCACACAUUGUGCAAAUGGGUGUGGUAGCCAGCCAUACAUUGAAAACCUUAAAUUGGUGGUGCCAAUAUCUAUUUUACUUCAUAAUUGUGAGGUCUUAUGGACUGAAUCACAGUUUCAGCUGGAGAACAACCACCAUACUUCCUCGGGCAGUUCUCAUUCGAGCUUAUUUCCAGAUCAAAUGCCAUCAUGUCAGCCAUUGAGGAGGGUCUUUUCAAGUGAAGAGAUAGGCUUUUUCUUGCUUGGAAAUCUGAAGAUUUCUUCUGCUUCUGGAAGGCUACAGUUAGUAGAUGCCACUGGCAGCAUUGAUGCCAUAGUGCCAGACCUUCCAUCAACUUGGAACAUCAACACUAUCUAUAAGGUUGUAAACUUUAGUAUUAUCGUCGAGGGCAAGCCGAAUUCGCCAUGUCAAUCAGAGUUGCUUCACCAUCGUUCUAUCUCUUGCAGACAUAUAUUUCACUUAACACCUUCAGCUAGAGAAACAAACUUGUCGGUUUAUGCUUAUUUCUGCUUAAGGAAUGCUGGAUGUCAAAAUGGCCCCUUCUAUCAUUCUUUGUGCAGCAGUGAUAGUAGCAAGGAGCUCCAAAGUGGAAAUUUCCAUGUACUAUUAGUCACACAUAAGUAUCCUCUUGUACAAAAGUUUCAAGGUGUCCCAGUUAUAUCAGAUGGGUGUACUGCAUUCGCUGAGGCCAUUGUCUUGUCUUGGGAGCUGUUUCUUUCUGGUAAAGAUGGAAAUAGACAUUCAAGUAAGCUUUCAAACAAUGAAAUGAAUGCUUGCUCACAACAUGGCGGUUAUCCCAAUAAGAAGUGUAAAUCUGAUGCAACAUCAGGCCACUCAGAUGUUUCACUACCAACAAAUAACCCAAGAUAUUUUGGCAAUGAACAGAAUUGUUAUUCUUCUUCUGUCAGUGAUUCCACCAACUCAACAUGUAGCAAUCUUAUUUCUCCUGAGAUUUUUUGUUCUGCCACUAUAAGAACUGCCAGUAGUGACAACUUGGAUGUCUUGGGGAAGUUCUGCACACAAUGUAAUAUGAAGAAUAGGGUUAACCAUGAGCCAAGAACACAGAAGAUGCUGCUGGAAUUUGAUUCGACAAAUAAUUUCAAGUAUCAGUUGUUGCAGAUUGGUGUAUUUUACAUCAUAAAACAUCAUGCAGAAGACUGUCUGUGUGCUAGUAAGGGGUGUAACAAGUUUAGCAGUGAUGGUAUUCCUCAAGCAAGAGCUUUUCAGGGGAUUAAAAGUUCUGUUCAUAUGCUGGUUUUGGUGGAUGAUCAAAUGGUGUGCAUUAUUGGAUCAGUAAGCAGACAAUCAUAUCCUGUUGGAUUUGGCCCAGGUGUCACUGCAUCCUUUUAUCGGGUUCUAAAAUCGAGGGGAUCCAAUAGAUUGAUGCUCACACCUGUUUCAUUUAUAGUAGUCAACUCUAUUAGGGUUGCACCUGAAUUAGAUGCUGAUAAAGCUGCCAACAACACUUUGGUAACGAAGGCAUUUACUGUUGAUGAAUCUGCCAGCAACCCUUUGGUAACGAAGAAUUUUUCUACUUCAUCUUUGAAUAAUGUUACCUUUGGAAUGCUGUCAGAGCUCCAUCAGUUACUAGAUAGCAAGCCCAUGCGAUUCAAUUGCAGGGUAGUUAGCAUCCAUGUUUUGGUCCUAGAGAAGAGAAGGAAACGUGAAAGUCUAAACCCAAAUGUUCACUCAGUGGCACACUUUCUGGACAUUCCUCUAGCGGGAUUUCUUCUGGAUGAUGGAUCCUCUUCAUGCUUUUGCUGGGCUAGUGGUCAAAGAGCAGCAACUCUAUUACGGCUUCAUGAGGAACUCUCCCUUAGAGCUUUGGGUGGCUACUCGUUGAAGUGGAUGGCGAUGGGAAAUGGUCCAUUUAGAUCCAUAAUGCAUCAUCUCGAAAGAAUAAUAAACAAGCAUAACAGAAUAACUAUCAAGAACUGUGGACCACCAGCCGAUUCCUGCUAUCAAGAUCUCACUGUCUCAGUCAGUUCGGGUAGUACUCUCAGUGCCUUUGACGAGUACUUCCUAAAAUUCAUCGCCUUCAAUUCUUGCUUUGGUUCGAUCUUGGCUGUGGCUGGAAGCUUGAUGGAUGCGAAUACUGUUGUGGAGCUAGAGACCGAGCAGCUUAAACAUACCGGAACGACUAUUCCUGCUGGUCAAAACAUGUGGGCAUCAGAGGUUCGUUUCCCUGAUACUCUCACUGAUGCCAGGCGCAUGAUGCAAGAGCUCUUAGUUAGUUAGUUGACAUGUGGUCAUCAUGAGGUAUUUCUUUCAUAUCACCUUGUAAUGUUAGUCAAAUUGGUCUUAGAGAUCAUGUAAGCGUUAUACAAGCUAACAGGUCUAAGAAGGACACGAUGCAUCAAUGAUAUGAGAACAAAAACGCUAUGAGCAUGAUUAGUCGUAUCAUACAGAAGUUUUUGCACCGCCAGGUACAGAUGACAAGCAGUGAACAAAAACAACACAUGCCAUUUCUUUGUUCUUCUUCACAAACACAUUGCGAAAUGCGAAUAUACAUUCAUUUCUUUUUAUAUGGUACAGCCUAACUUGUGACUCUGUUGGUAAACCUAACAUGCAACAUCAUCAACCGCAUCUCCUAUAAUCUCCCAGUGUCAGAGAGAGAAUCGAGACGGCGCAGAUUCCUGGUGCUUGUAGUCCCCUGAAACGUCCAUCAACUGUUCUCUGAUGGACGAAACAAGACGGGAAGCUUCAUGGUCGAAAACUAUGGGAUACCUCGGCAAACUCUGGAGAAAUGGUAGCAAAGUUGCAGGCAAAGUGCUUCAGUAUUCCUCUAGCAUUCACAUUCUGCAAGUACUGCAGACUUUCCCACGAACAAAUAUUAUAACAAGUCAAGCAUUAGAAGCAUGAAUGGAUUACAAAGAUGAAGUUCUAGAUCAACUGUUGCUUCAGGCAAAUUAGCAAUAUACCUUACCCAUGACUCAAUGGGUUAAGCUGCAAAAAUCCGAGCGCAAAACCAAUAGACCAAUGAGAACCCUUUAAAACCCACAUCGAAAAGAUUCAUAAUUGGCAAUCAGGGAGCUGAAAUUCAAGAUUACUUUGAACGCCGGAGAUUGGCCGCGAACAAUAGAGCAAAAGACACAGUCUUGGGUCCCCUGUUUUCCGCCGCCGGAGCUCGCAAUAAAAAUUAGCAGCAGCAGAAGAAGAAGAAUUACAAGGAGAUACGAAUUGGGUUUGAGUAUGGAAGGAAGCAACAGGAGAAGCGGAAGAGGGGAGAAAGUGGGAGCAAAGAAUGGCGAGCCUUAUUCGAGACUCCAUUGCUAAGCAUUUAUUGGUAGCAGGAAGAAAAGGGCUUGCCCAGAAAGAAGCAACGGACAUAUGAACCAAAAAGGAAGAGGAAGAGGAAGAGGAAGAAUGGAAGUGAGGUGGAAAGCGGGAGGCUUCGUUGGAUUUUUG
Messenger RNA from Linum trigynum, 12993 nucleotides. The record is from the annotation of a GenBank genome assembly. NCBI's taxonomy places the organism in Eukaryota, Viridiplantae, Streptophyta, Magnoliopsida, Malpighiales, Linaceae.